Molecule: messenger RNA, 558 nt
Organism: Sabethes cyaneus
Lineage: Eukaryota; Metazoa; Arthropoda; Insecta; Diptera; Culicidae
Exons: 4
Coding region: 1-558 (185 amino acids)
Source: RefSeq, a predicted model, not a curated record
AUGCCGAAAGCAACGUCGAAAAGUGGUGGCAGCUUUGCGGCCGUAAUCCUGCUGAUCGCCGUGGGAUUAGCGGCCAAAGUUAGCACUGAGGAGAUUGAAGUCGCUGACCCGGCGGAGAGUUCUGCCGCACAGCAAUACUUUGAUGCCGUUGCACCGGAAGACCGUGAAGCGUUCAUAAAGUACCACUUGGAUAAGGGCCUGGAGCAUCGUAUACAGAACCAUGUCAGCUCCAUUCCGGAUGACUUUGAUUUCCUCCCAUUCCAGCAAAGUCCGACAACAACGGUAGCACCGCAGGAAAACGCAGAUUUAUCGUCGAAGCUGAGCGAUGUGGAUCUGACAUUUAACACCGACGCUGGCCGUCACCGUGGUCCCAUCCGCAACACGGAUAAUGUUGCAGAGCCGGAAAACUUUGCCAUUAACUUGCUGAACCACUUCGAAGUAGUCACUGGUUUUAGAGACCGAGAUGUCUACAACUAUGUUCGGUAUAACACUGUUUGUACCCCUGCUGGAGUUUGCCUAAAUCCGGGAGAUGUUGGAACCAUUUGCUGUCCCUUCUGA